Molecule: messenger RNA, 1517 nt
Organism: Jaculus jaculus (lesser Egyptian jerboa)
Lineage: Eukaryota; Metazoa; Chordata; Mammalia; Rodentia; Dipodidae
Gene: Ppp1r1b
Product: protein phosphatase 1 regulatory inhibitor subunit 1B
Exons: 7
Coding region: 171-749 (192 amino acids)
Biological process (GO): intracellular signal transduction
Cellular component (GO): cytoplasm
Molecular function (GO): protein phosphatase inhibitor activity
Source: RefSeq, a predicted model, not a curated record
GAACCCGGAGACCGAGACUUCCCGGAGCUCGCGCGCCUCCCCUCGUGGGGCGCAGCGAUCUUCUCCUCGCGGGACCUGCCCCGGGCCCCGCCGCGCGCGCCUCUCUCUGACAGCGCAGGGCAGCCGAGCCAGGACCAGAUUCCCCAGACCCCCGGAGCCUGCAGCCAGCCAUGGACCCCAAGGACCGCAAGAAGAUCCAGUUCUCGGUGCCCGCGCCCCCCAGCCAGCUCGACCCCCGCCAGGUGGAGAUGAUCCGGCGCCGGAGACCAACCCCGGCUAUGUUGUUCCGGCUCUCAGAGCAUUCCUCGCCAGAGGAGGAACCCUCCGCACACCAGAGAGCCUCAGGAGAAGGACACCACCUCAAGUCGAAGAGACCCAACCCCUGUGCCUACACUCCCCCCUCCCUGAAAGCUGUGCAGCAGCGCAUUGCUGAGUCCCACCUGCAGACCAUCAGCAACCUGGGUUCGGAAGAGGAGGAUGAGCUGGGGGAGCUGCGGGAACUGGGGUACCCAAGAGAGGAGGACGAGGAUGAGGAGGAUGAGGACGAAGAGGAUGAAGAAGAGGAAGACAGCCAGGCUGAAAUCCUGAAGGGCAGCAGGGGGAUUGGUGGGCAGAAGCUAACCUGUGGCCAGGGUCUGGAGGGCCCCUGGGAGCGCCCACCCCCUUUGGAUGAGCCCCAGAGGGAUGGAAACUCUGAGGAUCCAGCUGAAGACACAGCAGCACUAAGCAAACCUGGGGAGGAUCCCUAGCACCCUGGUCCCUUGAGCCUGGCACAUAAGCCCCCAAGCCUGCAUCUCCCAGGAGGAAGUAGAGGGACCAUCACUGUUCCUCACCCACUUUGUCCCCACCCUACGUUGAACCCUUCCCUUCACCUGCUAAGGCUGCAGCUUCUGACCUCGAGAAGACUAAGGCUGGUCUGUGUUUGCUUUGGCUGAUGCCCAGAGUCCCCAAUGCCUUUCUUGCCAGUCCUUCUUCCAUUCCACUUAGUGGGGAGGGAGGGAGGGGUUGAAACAGCUCACAUUGGAGAAGCCAGAAACAAAGACGCACCCUUCAUGAUUCUACUCCCUAGAGCCUUUUCCCUGGGCACAGGAGACCCACAGGGCAGGACCCUAUGAUUUGGAGAAAGGAGGUACUGAAAGCCUGCAAGUGCCCUGAGAUCUCCAUCCCCUCUUGCGUGGGGGACUCCAAGUCACCACCCCUCUCUCUGGCUUCUACAAGGGCCCAAGCCUGAGGCAUCCUUCUCCAACAUUUUGGAUGGCUUCUCCUAUAUGACCUCACACAUACCCUAUCUUCCGCUCCUGUUGGGUGCCUGGAAGUUGGAUUGGUAGAGGCUGCUUGUUGCGUUUUGUUUGUGCUUUGAUGCCACGAAUGCUACUUAGUGUAUGUCCUUACAGUGGGACAGAGUGGGGCAGGGGGAGCCAGGUUCUCCUUGUCCUCCGGCUGCUCUCCCCCUUCCCCUUCUUCCCUGACUCCAAGGCUUGAACCCCUCCGGAGCUGUAAUAAAUCUUUGUACGUAA